This is a messenger RNA of Pan troglodytes (chimpanzee), 1493 nucleotides long. RefSeq lists its product as uncharacterized. The record is from RefSeq and is a predicted model, not a curated record. Lineage: Eukaryota; Metazoa; Chordata; Mammalia; Primates; Hominidae.
UAGUGAAUAUUGUUUAAUAUUAUUAUUUAUUUUCCUGAACUUUGUAUUGUAAUAGUUGCGCUCCUUUGGUGAAAGGCAGUGUGUGUUCAUCAGUAAAGUUGUGAUACACAUGAGAGCAGUUUCAGCAGAUUAUUCCACAGGCUCUCCUGCUGUAAAAUCAAGAAUAGAACUGGACAGGAUCCAAACCAUAAUGGAAUCUAUGGGGUCAAAGUUAUCUCCUGGAGCUCAGCAAUUGAUUAAUAUGGUUAGGUUUCAGCAGUGGAAUUGUAUUCCUAUUGAAGAGCAGCUUCAGUUGGUGUUGGGCAAUGCUGGAUACAAGCAAAUGACUGGACUACAAUGCUCAUCUGCCUUAGGAGCCUUAGACAAGUCAUCCUCCACACCUUUCCCUUUUAGAACUGGAUUGACAUCUGGAAACGUGACUGAAAACUUACAAGCGUACAUUGAUAAAAGUACACAGGCAUCUAGUGGAGAGAAUUCUACAAAGCUUGAUGAGUGUAAAAUUGUGCCACAAAACCAUUCCCUUCUUGAAAAUGAUCUUAAAAAUGCAACAUCCCCUUUCUUACCAAAGAAAGCAAAUGACAACUCAAAUAUAUCUAACUCUGAGUUGCUGCCUUUUCUCCAGAAUUUAUGUAGUCAAGUUAACUAUCUCCUUGUGGGACGUAAGGCCGAGUGACAGGAAAACAUCACCAAGCCUGAUGAAGGCAUUCUUGGUGGUGGGUAAGUAUUGUUUUAACACAGAUGUAGUUUUGAUUUGGUAGGUGGGAGAAUUAGAUGAAGAGAAAAAGAAGCAGGUUUGUCUCAAUGAGUACUGCCUAAAAUCUGUUUCAAUAGAAAAUUCUAGCAGCUUUUUUUUUUUUACAGCUUACUAUUAAUAUACUUGUAGGUAAUAACUAUUCUACAGAGAAUAGAUUGUUUUGAAAGAAGUGCCUGUGCCUGUAACUGGAGGUGUUGCACACUUGUCAGGCAUUUUGUGAGUUACAAGCAUAGCUAAUGGUUGAAGUUGAAAGUGAUCCAUACGAAUGGAGAGCAGCUGUGGGAACCAUAAUAUGUAUAUUUUUUUUCCUGAUUGUACCAAAUGAGCCAUCAUAACAGAUUUUCUUUGUAAAUCACAUUUGACCUAAGCUAAUUUUGAAGUCAUCAAAAAAUGUAUUAACAUUCUAAUUAUUUAUAGCAUAUAGGCCCUUAUACCCUGGUCUCAUAAUUCCAAGUUUGUGACAGUCCUCAUUUGAUUGAGGAAUGGCUGAGUAUUUAGUAUGUUCCCCAUUCUUUACAUAGAUAUAGCGUGCUGAAAUAUUGCACUAGGCUAGAAUUCAGGACUCAGUCAGAGACCUGGCUUAACUAUUUUGCCUUACUGGUUAAAACUUUUGAUUUUUUUUUCAAUGUGUAAAGUUAGAUAUUUGUAUUGGUUGAGAUUUGUUUAAGGUUUCCAACAGUGUUAAAAUUUUAGGAAUUUAAUUUAUUUAAAUAAAGGUGGUUCUUAGGAUAUAGAAAGA